AUGGAUAAGAAACAAACCUCACCGGAGCUCUCGCAAGCUGAGCUUCCGCCAGCCCAAGAAGAGCAGGAUCCAGCAAAUCCACCGUCACGAAAACGACAGCUAGACAGCGACGACGACGCCGAACCACGGACAAAGCGAGCGCGAUUAACACGGCAGAACCUCGCACGCUUCAACAAGAUGGGCAAGAAGCAGCCCUCGGACCCCUCGGACGAUUCGGGAUCGACGAAGACCAUCUCCACAACGGCGUCUGGUUUCGCUAUCCAGGCCCGAAAGAAUGGUAUUCUCGAACCACGACACUCCCAACCACCCACAAACCUCCAAGACCUCCACGAACGACACGCCCGGUCCCGCGAGUCAGCCUCGCCACCCGAGUCUGUGUACAAGCAGUACACCAAGAGGGCCGGGCAAGCCAGGAACGAAACAACCAUGGUCAUCGAGACCAGUAGGAGGCUGUUGAAGGAGUACGACGACGAGGGCUAUGCGAGAGAAUUUAACCAGGCAUUUACGGGCUAUCCAAAAAAUGUCGGCUUCAAUAAUGGCUUAUCUACUCCACAGCCCGACUUCGUGGAGGGACUCGAGAUGGAGGAGUACCUCCCGUUCCCAGUCGACGAGUAUAUCGCCGGAGCCGUUCUUUAUAAAGACGACCCAGGUUCCGUGACGCUGCCACAUAUAGCGGGAGAGUGGAAGGGCCCCGCGGGAGACAUAAGAGAAGCAGAGCUGCAGAGCCGAUAUAACGGAGCAGCCCUGGUCCACGCAAGGAACCAAGCUCUUUCCUACAUAAGAAAAUCUGACCCUCCUGGUCACGCCGAAAUUACGACAUUCACUACGAACGGCAAGAACAUUAAUUUCUUUGCACACUAUGCGGCUAAAUCAGAAGACGGCACGCUCGAGUAUCACCAGUUUCCUAUUAAGUCGACGAGUUUAGUUAACUCUCAUGGAGAACAUAAGGAGGGCCGAAGGGACUCAGGAACGCCCAGGACUACGCCAGGGAACAGUCGUAUGCUCUGA
Molecule: messenger RNA, 1008 nt
Organism: Podospora anserina S mat+
Lineage: Eukaryota; Fungi; Ascomycota; Sordariomycetes; Sordariales; Podosporaceae
Exons: 1
Coding region: 1-1008 (335 amino acids)
Source: RefSeq, a predicted model, not a curated record